GGCGUGGACCUGACGCCGUCCUACGUCGUCGAGGAGGACUGCGCCGCGUUCCACGCGGCGCUGAAGCGGACCUGCGACGCGCACGGCGCGUCGUACGCCGACAUGAAAAAGACGUGCGACGACUACUUCUACCUGCCCGCGCGCCGGGAGCACCGCGGCGUCGGCGGCGUCUUCUUCGACGAUCUGGACGCGCCCUGGGCCGGCGACUUCGCCGUGGAGCUGAUGCGCUGCGCGCUCGCGGACGACGGGCCCUACAUGCCCGUCGCGGCGCGGCGGCGCGGCGAGGCGUGGUCCGAGGCGGAGAAGCAGUGGUCGUACCUACGCCGCGGCCGCUACGUCGAGUUCAACCUCCUCUACGACCGCGGCGUCAAGUUCGGCCUGUCGCCGGAGAGCGUCGAGCGCGUGCUCGUGUCGUCGCCGCCGCUCGCGGCGUGGGGCUGGCGGAAGGAGCCCGCGGCGGGGACGCCCGAGGCGGCUUGCUUGGCGGUGCUGCGGGAGCCGCGGGCGUGGGUUUCGUUGUAA
Messenger RNA from Aureococcus anophagefferens, 522 nucleotides. RefSeq lists its product as hypothetical. The annotation marks the transcript as partial. Gene Ontology annotation, molecular function: coproporphyrinogen oxidase activity. Gene Ontology annotation, cellular component: cytoplasm. Lineage: Eukaryota; Pelagophyceae; Pelagomonadales; Pelagomonadaceae. The record is from RefSeq and is a predicted model, not a curated record. The transcript has 3 exons.